CUUCUGGCUUGACAAUACCUGCUUGUAUCAUACCUUACUCUCCUCCGUUUUUUCCAUUGCUCAAGCAACUCUAUCCAUCACGUUCCCAGCACGAAAAUGGUGCAUGAAUGUCCGCGCACAGCUGUUGUUUACCGACAAAUGCGUGUCAAAGAAACUCUGUUCUGGAUUGGUGGGUUCAAAGAUUUCCCAGCACGAAUGAUUCCAUCGUGAAACAAAGUGCAAACAUACCCCCCUAAAAAAAAAGUCCACUGUGCCCCUCGACACCGAAACAUACACAAAAGAUGAAAAAACCCAUCGACGAAUGCAUAAUGGUGUCGUAUCUCCGUAAAAGUCAACACAAACGCAACUAAAAACAGUGUUGGGAAUUGAUUGGUCGAGCAAGCUGAGGAGAGUAAAAAAAAAAGAAUAAUAAUAAGCACGAGCAAUCGAUGGCAGGGAAAAAAUGAUUGAAAACGUGCCAGUUAUGAGUGACCAAGGAAAUUGACCUGAAGCCGUGUUUCUCACUUGUUGAGAGGAGGCCAACACAUGAUACAUUUUCUCAUCGCAGUCAUUGACCAACGAUCGAAAGGACACUGAGGAAUUGAGGUGACCAAAAAUGAAUGCAAGAACUCAGCUGUUCGAGCUGAGCAUGGAGGGUCGUCAGGUUGACGAGGCAGUAGCCUCCAUAUUCCACAGUGUUCUCUUCCACCGGAGCUUAGGAAAAUUCAAGUACAAACAUGAGGGCAGCUACUCAGUUGGCACUGUUGGCUAUCAGGACGUUGACUGUGAUUUCAUUGACUUCACUUACGUGUGCUGUUCAUCAAUUCAUCUCGAUCAGACUCUGAAACGAGAGAUCUCUGGAUUCUCCGAGGCAUUGAGAUCCACAGAUAGUCCAGGCUCAGGUCAAAUAUCCCUUGAGUUUUUUCAAAAGAAGAAAAAUCGUUGGCCCUUUCAGCCAGAGUGUAUACCCUGGGAAGUGUGGACAGUACGUCUUGAGUUAAUAAAACUAGCGACUGAACAUGAACGACAGAUUUGCAGGGAGAAAGUCGGAGAUUUGUUAACUGACAAAAUUUUGUAUAUAACUGAAGUUAUGAAUCGUCACGAUUAUCUACCGAAAAUGCCGAACCAAGCAGAGCUGGAUCUCAUCUUUGAUACGUCGUAUCCAGAUAUUCAACCUUAUCUAUUUAAACUAUCAUUCACAACGUCAGGACCAUCUAGCACGACUAUGGGGAAUACUAUGAAAAAACUCAUUAAAGAGACUCUGUCCAUUUAGUCGAGUAUUCAUCUCAGUGUUAUUGGAAUUUAGUAGUGAAGUGGUCAAUGGAGAGAGGUGAGUCCUGAAUGAACAGUUUGUCUUGGGAAAUAUUUUUGAAAGUGAGAAUUUCUGCGCGCAAUUUUACGGAUUCUUACUGAAGGUCUCCGGAUACUCAGAAAGUAGAUUAAGCUAUCUCUCUGAAGUUUACUCGACCAUUAAUUUUCGAAAAAUAUCUUGAAACCCAAACGACACAGACAAAUGAACUGUGCGAAAAGGUACUUAGUAAAUUCAAUUAAGAAUAAUGGGAAAUUAGAGAAGUGAUUGAGUGAACAACAUUGAUUAUUGCCAGAGCGUGACAAUUUGUUAAUGAUUCUUGUCGCAAAAUUUAUCGUUAUUUUUGGUGUCUAGUGCUCGCCUGUUAUCGAGAGAAUUUGUGAUUCCUUUUGCGAGAGUCGACGCUGGAGUAAUUAACGAGAGUUCGUACCUUUCAUAAUUGAAUUGAUGCUAUUAUCAUUUUUUUAAUUUCCUAAAAUAUUCAACGGAAUUUGUCUGCCUGCGGUUAAAAAUUGCGAUUAAUAUAUUUUUCGAAAAUUUAAGUAAGGGUGAAGCGACUUUGACCAUUUUACUUUGGGGGUCUCUGUACACCCGUUAGGUUCGGAGAUAUUUGCAAGAGAGUCUUCACUGGAUUGUUGAACAGAAAAAAAAUGUGACAUGAAUCCAAAACAUAUUGCCGAUGAUUUCAAAAGUUUAAAUAAAGGGUUUAGAGGAGUUGAUCGAGAUUUUUUUUGUAAUAGAGUAAAUACUUUCUGUAUAGCUGCUUAUGUAGUAGACAAUUACCAAUUGAUUUAAAUUAUUCUGUAGUGCGUGGUGCUGGAAAUUGCAUUGUUCAUCAUGAUUGACUAAUCAAGGCAAUAAUGAGUGAUGGUUGGAAAAUCAUUAAACAACAUUUUUUGCAAAGGAUUUUCAAGGAUACAGAAAUUUUUUGCAGUCUCUUCAAAAUCCAAUGACAGAGAAGAAAGAAUUGUAAAUUUUACAGAAAGAUGGAUAAGUUCUUUUCAAUUAUCAAUCCAAUCGUAAUUUUCAAUUGUUUAAAAAAAGAACUUUUUUGAAAUCUAAUCCUCACGUUUUGAACUUUUUUUCUCGGGGAUGGCUACUGACAUAUUCACGAGAUAAAUCAUCAUCCCUAUUUACAAUUCACUACAAAAUCGACCAUAAACCUUAAAAAUGCUGAGGUUUUAACCAAUAAAGCCCCUUGAUCUCAUCUUGGAGUGUCACAGAUAAUCUCAGUAAACUUUUCAUCAAUUAAUCACGUGUAAGAACGUAGGAGUCAUAAAAUACUGGAUAAGAUCAACUGAUUAGUACAAAUUGUAAUGAAAACUAUUUCCUCUCUAAUCACUGCAUAAUACGAGACAGGAUAAAAACAACAAAAAAUGACAAAUUUUAAUCCAGAGCUUAAGUUUUUAUGAGAUACCAUGGUGAUAGAAAAGUGACACAAGUCUCUCGCUGCCUAAGACAUCAACUCUGUUUGAAAAUCUAGGUGUAUAGGAGUUUUAAAGAGCUAUGUACUAUUUUUUAUUUCUUCAGUGUCCAUCAUCAUUUUUUUCCUCUAGUAUCUGUCUGUAGAAAGCCCAUUCGCCUUAGUCGAGCUAUUGCCAGUGUAGAAUUUAGGUCAAUAGCAUCGGCUUUGUAUAUCUAUUGGAAAGAGAGAGAGAGAGAGUGAGAGGAAGAGUAGGGAGUUUCAACUAUGAACGAACAAGUUCUUGAGUGUAAAGUCAAACUAGUGAGAUGCAAAGAAAGUGAAAAAAUAAAUGGAGGAGAAGAAAGAGAAUGAAAAGAGUGGGAGUCCUUUAGUAUCCUCAUCUGUAUAUAGAUGUCAAAGAUGUACACAUAAAAAAAGACAUGUACAAUGAUUUUUUCAGUCAAAUGAUAGUGGGAGAUAGGUCAGAUAUGAUCUCUCGAUUAUUCUGUUGGUAUCUUAGGACGUAAAUUCAAGGAGUAGGCUAUAACUUCGAAAAAUUUUGCCCGCGCAGAAAUGGAGAUUUCUGAAAAAGAGAUUCUGAGAUCCUGGGGAAAAGUUCCUUUGACAUCUUGUGCUAAGAUCAUUUUGUAGAUAGGCAGCUACUUAUACUGUUAUUGGGUCUUUCUACAAUGAGUGAUCAGAAUACGUGUUUUGGAGAACAAAAGGCCUAUGAUACCUUGGCCAACUAAUUGGUUCUACUAUUUGCAUAAUAAUGAACUUUUCAGAUCGAAUAGCUUGUGAUUUUCUGGAAGUAUCUCCUAUUUUCACUUGGCUCGGUAUUUUGAAGCUCGCGCAGGUGUGAUAGCUGUGGAAAAUUAUUUCUGUAGGAAAUAGCAAUCAAAAUCGUGGGAUGAGGUGUAGAGUUGGUGUUUAACGGAAAAUCUAUCUCUCGAAUAAUUAUCCCACGUCAACUAUCAUCACAAUUAAUUAAUAAAUGCACGUAUUAUAUUUAUUUUAUUUUUUUUUUCAUUUAAUACGAAGUGAUCUUUAUUUAGGUAUAUCGUUGUAUUCUACAUUUUUAAUCCUUAUUAUCACUCGUCAGACUGAUGAUGUAAAUAAUAUUUUUUGUGUAAGGAACGUAAAGGGUGGAGAUGAUUAAUCAACGAGCAAUUUAAACUUAAUUCUCGAUUGCACAGACAUACGCAAUUAUAGUCCAAUGUUUUAUUGUAAGAAAUCGAAGAUUAUAAAUAUUUCUAAUUGACGGAGAAUCAAAGCAUUAUAAAUAAUAUUAUAAAUAAAUGAGUGUGAAUGAAUUUUUUUUUUUCGUCGGGUAAGCGGGAUAGUGCUUUUACAAUAUUGAGAGGAAGAGUUUAGGUGUUUGAUUAUAUUAUUUGAAGAUAAAUGUACAGAAAUGAAUAAUAAGACGAGAUACCAAUUAUAUAUUUCAA
Messenger RNA from Fopius arisanus, 4141 nucleotides. It is a transcript of the gene Atg101, whose product is annotated as autophagy-related protein 101. Gene Ontology annotation, biological process: autophagy; autophagosome assembly. The record is from RefSeq and is a predicted model, not a curated record. The coding region runs from base 596 to 1252 and encodes 218 amino acids. NCBI's taxonomy places the organism in Eukaryota, Metazoa, Arthropoda, Insecta, Hymenoptera, Braconidae. The transcript is spliced from 2 exons. Gene Ontology annotation, cellular component: phagophore assembly site.